Messenger RNA from Bursaphelenchus okinawaensis, 2495 nucleotides. Lineage: Eukaryota; Metazoa; Nematoda; Chromadorea; Rhabditida; Aphelenchoididae. The record is from the annotation of a GenBank genome assembly.
AUGAAUUCAGCAUCUUUGUUUAGCCGAUUUGGACUUCAAUUGGUUCAGUUAUCUUAUUCAUCAACAAAAUCUGCGCUUCAACGUCAAAAUAUUGUAGGUUUUUGUGUUUCUUGUUGGUUUUUAGGUAAAAUACGGCGAGCAUAUUAAUUAGUUCAAAAGCUUUUAAAAGAUGUCUAUAUUGUUUUAGAAGCAAUAGGGAUCAAUUUUCACAUUGAGAUAUCGUUAUUUCUGGAUUAUUUUGCUGAAAAAAUUAAAGAAAACGAAAAUUUUAAUGGUUUUUCUGUAUUUUCAAAUAGAGUAAAGUUUAAAUAAGGUGUGAAGAGAUGUCUAGAAGCUGAUGAAGCAACAAAACUUUGUUUUGGAAACAAUACAGAUCAAUAUUAUAUAAGGGACGUGCUAAAUACAUCGGAUGGUUUGGUCGAAAAUAAAUCAGCGAUUCAUUGGCUGAGCAGGUAUCAGCCAAAGAAUUGCAUUUUUUGGCUGAAUCUUGAAAUAUCAGACAAGGAAUCGCAUUUUUUGGCUGAAAUGUCAGCCAAAAUUUUUUGUCUGAGAUAUCAGCCAAAGAAUCAUGAUUUUUGGUUGAUAUAUCAGCCAAAAAUUUUGCUGUUGAUAUCAGACAGAAAAUUUAGAUUUUUGGCUGAAAAAUCAGCCAAAAAAUUCUAGUCUUUGGCUGAUACGUGUUCAGCCAAGAAAUGGCUGAUUUAUUUUCGAUUAGACCAUCCGAUGUAUUUAGCACGUCCCUUAUAUUCACCACACUUUUAUUUUUUGAGGUUUUCUAAAUCAUUGUUGUUAUCUUAAUUUGGAAGCAAGAUUUAAACAAAUUAGUUAUAAAACUCGUCAGUAAUCCUUUAAAGUUUCUUAACUUUAUUUUAGAAGCUAUGCAGAUCAAUAUUAUCAUCCCGAUCACUUCAUAUUUCAAAUAUUCGACUAGAAUCCACCAAAGAGCCCACGAAACCCACGCCAGUCGUUAUACAACCUGCCCCAAUUGGUCAAAAUGCUCGUAGAGUUGUGAAAAGACGUCGAGCGCUUACUUCUAUGAUACGGAAAGAUGUAGAACAACGUCCACAGAUCUAUGGAGCAGCUAUAGCUGAAAGCGUGGACUUGGUGACAUUGUUAUCGGACAAAAAGUUGGCUAGUUUAUAUCAAAUGACUUCUGUUGAUGACGGUACGGAUUUUAUACUUUUUUAUUGGUUUUUAGAUUAUUUGGAGUGUUGUUUGGGUAAAGAUAUUGUUUUAGAUAGUCUUUUUGGCAUCUAACAAUGUAUUGAUACCUAAGUUAACAUAAUCUUUUAUAUUUCUCUUCAGAAUUUGAAGACGCUAUUCAUUUCACUCCAAAAGCCGAGUACAACAUAGAUGCAUCCCAAAAGAAAGAGUUUUUCGUUUUUGGUGAUGGUGUUUUGAUUGCUUGGCACUACGAAAAGACAGAAGUCCAUCGUCUACUAGAUGUCCUAAAGCAAUUUGGCGAAAAACCAUAUGAUGACGUUCUAAUUCAACAAGAAAUGGAGAAUAUGGCAGUAGAGGAGACUGAUAACAGUAAUAUGGGCAGGUCUAUCAUUAGACAUGAUGUGAUUAGAAUUCCGAAAAUUCAGGAUGAAAAUAAAGAGGCUAGCCAAGCAUUGGUACGAUACGCUAUAUCUCAUGGAAUGGCUGCUAGUGGUGGGUUUUAUUGGAGUUUGGGAAAAAUUGCAAAAACUUUGCUUACAAAGCAUACAAUGGCAAGAAAUUUCUUUACAAAAAAUAAAAUGACAAGAACUUUCUUUACAAGCUCAGAAAUGGCAAGAACUUGGUUUACAAAGCGUAAAAUGACAAGAACUUUCUUUACAAACCGUAAGAUGAAAUCUUUUAGUAAAAGUAGCCAUCUGGGAGCACAAGCUGAACGCCUACAGUGAGCCUCUACAUGCGACGACACAAGCUCUGAAGAAGGGUAUCAUACCAUGGCGGCGUCGAGAAUGUCUAAAAAGAAUUGGCGAAUUCGCUGCUUUGAGAUAUUCGACCAACCUGAACAGUGGACUAUUGAAUACCGACUUUUAUUGGGAAAGGGAUUACUUGGAGAGGAUCUUUGCUGAUGUCUUACGGUAUUUCAUUGUCAGGAAGAGGUUACGGUAAGGAAGUUUUUUUAAAAAAGGUUUUUGGGUAUGAAAUGGCAAGAACUUUGUUUAAAAAAUUAUAAAAUGGCAAGAAAUUUCUUUACAAAACACAAAAUGACAAGAACUUUCUUUACAGAACAGAAAAUAGCGAGAACUUUCUUUACUACACUUGAUUUCAGUGAACUCAACUCUCGUUUGGACUAUUGUGAGAAUCUGGUGAGUCAGAUAGAUCAGAUGCUAACCCAUCGACACGCUUCUUUCCUCGAAUGGAUGAUCAUUGUUUUGAUUGUGAUCGAGGUCAUCUUCGAUCUUCUACAUUACUUUGACUUCUCGGUUACUCCGGUUUUCAUCGUCGACGAUCCUGUUAAGUUUACUGUAGUCAGUAAGAAAGAGGAAAAACAGCGAUAA